UAAACAUAUAUAUCUCGUGAGUAAAAGAAAUGGGUAGGGAGGGAGUACCAUUGAUAGAUAUACAAAAUAUUGAUCAACAGGGAUUGGCAAAAGAAAUAGUAAAGGUGUGCGAGGAAUGGGGUUGCUUUCGGAUGGUCAACCAUGGUGUCCCAACCGAGCUCAUGGCGGAGAUGAAGCUAGUGGUUGCCUCACUCUUUGAUCUCCCUACCGAGAUCAAGUCGCGUACGACUAGUUCUGUGUAUGGCAAGGGUUACAUCGCACGUAACCCAAUAACCCCGUUCUUUGAGAGUUUUAGUAUUGAUGACAUUUCUAGUUCUAGUACUAAUGAGUUUUGUGAUCAUCUUGCUAUUUCCCCUUACCAAAGGGAGGUUAUAAACAAAUAUACGAAAGCUAUUCGUGAUCUUGCUGGAAUUCUUGGCCACAAGUUGAAGGAAGGCAGUGGUUUAUCUGGGGAUCUUUUUGAUGAUCAAUGGUGUUGCCAAUUUAGAAUGAAUAAAUAUCACUACACAAGUGAAAGCAUUGGAAAACCCGGGAUCCAUAUGCACUCUGAUCCUUCAUUUUUAACAGUUUUACUAGAUGAUUACGACGUAAAUGGCCUUCAAAUCGUGGAUAAAAACACUGGUGAUUUUGUUCCACUUGACCCUGUUCCUGGUACACUUGUAGCCAACAUCGGGGACAUUGGCAAGGCAUGGAGCAACGGAAGAUAUUGCAGUGCGAAACAUAGAGUGUGGUGUUUUGAAGCCAAAACACGAUACUCAAUGGCUUUAUUUGUUUUGGGUCCGAAAGAUAAGAAAGUUGAAGCACCAUCUGAAUUCAUUGAAUCGGAUCAUAAACGUCUUUAUGUUCCCAUUGAAUUUGAGAAAUACAGACAAUUUCGGAUAUCUGCAAAGUUAAGCACUGAUGAUGCCCUUGACUUGUUUAGCAAAUCCGCGACAUGAUUAUCUUGCAUCUUGUAAUUAAUACGAGUAAUUACUUAAUUUACUGUAAUUCUUAUAUGUAAGUUGUUGUCGCUAAUCCCUUUCACUAAUGUUAUGCGUCACAUAGUAAUUUCCCACAAAUUACUAUAUGUUCCUUUCGAUAUGAUAUAUUAUAUGCAUCAAAUUUCUAUCUUUA
Erigeron canadensis is the source of this 1113-nucleotide messenger RNA. RefSeq names its product 2-oxoglutarate-dependent dioxygenase DAO-like. The record is from RefSeq and is a predicted model, not a curated record. The coding region runs from base 30 to 938 and encodes 302 amino acids. The transcript has 3 exons. NCBI's taxonomy places the organism in Eukaryota, Viridiplantae, Streptophyta, Magnoliopsida, Asterales, Asteraceae. Gene Ontology annotation, molecular function: dioxygenase activity; indole-3-acetaldehyde oxidase activity. Gene Ontology annotation, biological process: auxin catabolic process.